Rotaria sp. Silwood1 is the source of this 960-nucleotide messenger RNA. Lineage: Eukaryota; Metazoa; Rotifera; Eurotatoria; Philodinida; Philodinidae. The record is from the annotation of a GenBank genome assembly.
AUGGCAAGGGGAGGCCGACGAAGUGCGGCAUAUGUUUUUGCUGAAUUUGAUGCAACGAGAGCUGGUUGGCCACCAGGAUGGGCGUUUUUCGUCGGAUUACUUCAAUCUGCUUACACUCUCACUGGUUAUGGCAUGGUGGCAGCCAUGUGCGAAGAAGUUCAAAAUCCAGAACGAGAAGUACCAAAAGCAAUGGUACUUUCUGUCGUCACUGCUGGAAUUACAGGUGUUGUUUAUCUCAUCCCGAUCCUUUUUGUCAUGCCCGAUGUCGGUAAAUUACUUUCUGUGCCAAGCGGCCAACCAAUUGGUUAUCUCUUUAUGGUAGCAACAGGUUCAGCUGGUGGCGGUUUUGGACUUUUGUUUCUUAUUCUGGGUAUUCUGUUUUUUGCUGGAGUAGGCUCAUUGACAGCCACUUCUCGAUGUCUUUACGCUUUCAGUCGAGAUGGUGCUGUUCCAGGUUCGAAAAUAUGGACAAAAAUUAAUAAACGAUACGAUAUUCCACUUCAUGCUUUAUUGUUUUCGACUCUAAUUCAAGGUCUACUUGGCCUCCUUUAUCUCGGUUCAUCAGCUGCAUUCAAUGCAUUUACUGGCGUGGCUACAAUAUGUCUUUCGGCUUCUUAUGCGUCACCCAUUGUCGUACUUAUCCUUCGUGGACGUCAUUUAGUCGCUAACGCUCCUUUUCACCUUGGUAAACUAGGCUAUGUCAUCAACAUUAUCACGAUCAUCUGGAUUCCCUUGGCUGUUAUCUUAUUUAUGAUGCCGACAAAAAUACCUGUCACGUCUUCGAGUAUGAAUUAUGCCAGUGUAUUAUUCGUUUUGUUUGCUGGAGUCAGCAUUUUAUGGUAUGUUAUAAGUGGAAGGAAAUAUUUCACUGGUCCACAAGUGCCUUUGAUCGAAGAAUCGGGUAAAAACGUCGUGCCGAUUAACCUUGCUGUUGUGAAUGACAUGGCGGAUCACUACUGA